CCCGGCCGGCCCCUCCCGCCCUCCCGUCCUCCCAGAGUCGCGAGGGGGCCCGGAUGUGGCCGCGCCGCCCCGGGCGUGCUCAACGCGGGCCCCGUGGUGUCUCCUCAGAACGAGCUGGCCCCGCGCCGGGCGUCACCCGCAUGACGGCUCCCGGGAAGGGCGCGCCCCAGGCCCUGCCGCUGCGCCUGCUGCUGCUCCUGCUGCUGCUGCUGCCGGCGGCGUCCCGUGCGGGCGCCUCGGAGGAGGAGGAGGUGGUCCCGGCCGAGUGGGUGCUGCUGCACGUGGUGCAGGGGCAGGUGGGCGCGGGCAACUACAGCUACCUGCGGCUCAACCAUGAGGGCCGCAUCGUGCUGGCCAUGCGCAGCCUCCGCGGCGACGCCGACCUCUACGUGUCGGACAGCACCCUGCACCCCAGCUUCGAUGACUACGAGCUGCAGGCUGUCACGUGCGGCCGCGACGUGGUGGCCAUCCCCGCGCACUUCCAGCGCCCCGUGGGCAUCGGCGUGUACGGGCACCCGUCGCACCGGGACAGCGAGUUCGAGAUGAAGGUGUAUUUCGACCGGACAGUCCAGCGACACCCGUUCGGGGACUCGGCCUACUCGGACAGCGAAGCGAGCCACACGCACGCCUACGACCCUGAAGGCGCUUCGCAGGAGGAGGAGUCCCUGCUGUGGACAAUACUCAUCAGCAUCUUGAAGCUGCUCCUGGAAAUCCUGUUCUGACGAUGGGCGGACCCCGCCUUUGGCUGUGCAAGUGAUGGCAGGAAACUCCUUUUCCGGGUGGGGAUGGGAAAUAAAGCCAUACAGUUUGUUACCUCAGUUACCCCAAAAGCAGGAGACAGCAAGCUCACAGUCCCUGUAACAGUAAUGUGCACAAUAAAAGGCUUAAACUCCCCUCUCCCUAGCUUGUCAGGUGGCUAAAAGGAAGGCUGCAGGGACAGAGGUGUUUAAGAAAUCAAAACGGCAGCCCUGUGCAGAUCAGGGUCAGAACGCAAGUCUAAGAAGUUCUGGUGUGUAAGCAAGUCCCACCUUCGGCAGAAGGGACCGAGGCCCACACCCAGGGGUGGGAGCCACAACCCAGCAGGUGUUCCUGGCGUUCAUGGCAGUUCUCACCCAGCUGCUAGGUGACUCUCAUUGCCUUCUGCCUAUCUUGAGUCUCCCAGGACCAAAUCCUGUCAUGAUUCCGUGGUAGUCCAGAAACCAUAAAGACUAGGAAAACUUCUUAAAACUAAUAGUAACUUUCAGGCUAAUGGAGGAAUAAUUAUUUCAAAUGAAAAUGCCUAAUACUUCCCUCUGAAUCUCUGAAGACAGCCAAGAUGCUACGAAAUAAACCUUUUGGAAGAGGAACUAUUUCUCCACCUGAAGCUGGUUCCCUGGGUAAGAGUCGCGUAGAGCAGAAAUGAGUCAACUUGCAGAUUCUAAGCACAUAGUUGGUUUCAAAAAUCUUUUAUUGGCAUAAAAACGAGAAUUGGAAAUAAGUUGGCACCAGAUAAUUCACUUAAAUGGGUGUUACAACAUUGGGGUCAGGGAACUAUUCAUCCCUCUUUGCUGUUUUUCCCCCUUCGGCCCACUUUCCGGGGCGUUGGGGGAGCUCGCUGACAACAGUCACAGAUCCAGCGACCUAGGAGAAAAAUUGUUAGUUAAUGGAGAAUGGACUUUAUUUAGGGCUGAAUCGUACACCCACUGAGCUUCCUUCCUUGGCUAUCACUGAUGCUGCUCCUCUGGACUUGUGGGCAGAAGGGCACUACGAGUUCGAGUUCCUUAAAAGGAGAAAAAUGUAAACUCCUCUGAAGAUAAUCAGCAUAACCAGCCAAGUGGUAUUUGGGGGGCGGGGAGGGGGAGGAGCAGAGCAAUGCUGAGUGCUAGGAACCUUUAGAAGAUCCUUACGCGUUCUGAAACCCAGCACUGCAGGCUCAGUUCAGCAACUGACACCUAACGUCCACUUGUUGUCUCGCCUAUUUCCAGCCCUUUCUCUGCUGCUGGCUGGCAGCUGUGUCCCAGCAUCCUCUAGUCCUGGUGGGUGAGGGCCGAGUGGACACAGGCCGAGUGUCUGACGGCACAGCCAUCAGCCAUCAGCCGCCCUGGGGACCUGUCUGAAUUAUGGCAGGACUUCAGGGAGCUGCUUCUUAUCCCCGGGAAGUGUAGCUCUGGGCAUUCUUUCUUACAGCAUCACAGUGUCAGCUAUGCAAGUACGGUCUGACAUUGCAGUUAUGUGUGCAAUGUUUCAGUCCAGACACCGGAUGUAUCCUUCAAGUCUGUGUUCAUUCUAAAGCUACCUGGAUUGUUGUGCUGCCUUGGUUGAUAGAAAUCUGGACUAACCUGUCCAAAGGUAUAGGAAUCAUUUUAAUUUUGUGUCCAUGACAUGAAAAUAAAAUCAAGGGUUUGAAA
Pipistrellus kuhlii (Kuhl's pipistrelle) is the source of this 2387-nucleotide messenger RNA. It is a transcript of the gene CUNH6orf120, whose product is annotated as chromosome unknown C6orf120 homolog. The coding region runs from base 54 to 722 and encodes 222 amino acids. The transcript has a single exon. NCBI's taxonomy places the organism in Eukaryota, Metazoa, Chordata, Mammalia, Chiroptera, Vespertilionidae. The record is from RefSeq and is a predicted model, not a curated record.